Messenger RNA from Lathyrus sativus (Indian pea), 345 nucleotides. The record is from the annotation of a GenBank genome assembly. Lineage: Eukaryota; Viridiplantae; Streptophyta; Magnoliopsida; Fabales; Fabaceae.
AUGGCUGUGAAUUUCGUCACUCCAACCCUUGUUAAUGGUGAAAUUGAGAUUACGAUUGAAGAAUCAAAUGUCAUUGAGGAGUUGGAAUUCUGGGAAAAUGCAAUGAUUUUGUUUUCUCUUGAGGAUACACUCUCAAUGAAUGUUGCGAAAAAGUUUAAGGAGAUGUCUUGGAACUUUGUAUCAAUGCCGGACCUGUACUACAAUGAGGAAGGGUAUUUUAUUGUGAGGUUCAGAACCUGUGAAGAUAAAGAAAAUGUCGUAGCUCAAGGCCCUUACUUCAUCUAUGGUAAGCCAUUGUUUCUGAGGCAAUGGACAACUGAGUUUAAAAUAAAGGAUGCCUUCUAA